Molecule: messenger RNA, 5013 nt
Organism: Knipowitschia caucasica
Lineage: Eukaryota; Metazoa; Chordata; Actinopteri; Gobiiformes; Gobiidae
Source: the annotation of a GenBank genome assembly
AUGGGCUGUUUGCGUAUUCCGUGCCCGCCGGAGAACCUCCUGUUGGAACGCAGCUGCGACAGUGAAGUCAUCCUCUUCUCCUGGGCCAACUCCAACAAUUCAAACCUCUACAAAGCGAAAGCAAUCGACUCCAAGGGGGAGGUGCUGGAGUGUUUGACUGAAGAUAACUCCUGCUACUUCACACAAACUCACUGUGGACGACACUAUUACUUCUCAGUCUACUCCAUGAGUGGAACCUGCCACAGCCAAAGCAGCCCCACCGUGGACAUCAGCACAGCUCCUUGCAUGCCCAAAAACCCGCUCACGUCCGCCGACUGUCACACGGACGCCAUGGUGAGUAAAUGGGACUUGGCAGAAGGCGCAGUGAACUACACAGUGGAGGCGUACGGGAACGAGGCCAACAACAGCUACCACCUCUGCACCACGCACUCCAACAGCUGCUCCUUCCAAAACCUCACCUGUGGAUCGUCCUUCACCAUCUACAUCACUGCCCACGACCAGUACUGCUCCAGCCCGCGCAUGCUGGCCCCCGUGGCAAAUGCCGUGCCAUGUACGCCUGUGAAUGUCAUUGUUUCCACGGACUGUGAGGCCAACUCCAUUGCGGUGAACUGGAACAUUGCUCCGGGGGCCAUCGUGUACAGGGCUUCAGCAGUGGAUGAUCAGGGGAACGUCUACAGCUGCUACACGCUGGACCUGACCUGCACCAUCGAUAACUUACACUGCAGCACCAACUACAGUGUGUCCGUAUUUGCCUCCAACCUGAUCUGCAACAGCUCCAUCAGCGACACCGUCCGCAUUGAAACGGUGGCCUGUGCUCCGAGUAACAUUACAUCAACACUGGACUGCGCCAACAACGAGGCCCUGAUCACCUGGACCGCCGAGCCCAGAAUGAAGUCGUUCACUGCCACAGCUUUGGACCAAAACAACAGACUGCUCAGCUGCAGCUCAACCACCACCAGCUGUACCAUCUCUGACUUAGAAUGUGACCAGCGCUACAGCGUAACCGUGGGCAACCAUGACGGCAUCUGUCCCACCAUCAACUCUGAGACCGUCAACAUGGAUUCAAUGGCUUGUGGGCCCUCGGUGGCUGCAGACAUGGACUGUGGGAGCCAGGUCCUUAUGGCUUCGUGGGAGGCUGUGGCCGAUGCAGAAGGUUACGAGGUUCAGCUGUCAGAUGGCACUGUGCAGAAGAACUUUAGCAUCACCAACCCCGCCUUCACCUCCAACAAUCUCCUGUGCGGCAAAACGUACACUCUGAACGUCCGCUCCGUCAUCGAUGGCUGUGUCACGCACGCCACUCAGGUCACGGCCUCACAAGCUCCCUGCCCGCCCACCAGCGUAGAGGCACUGGCCGCUUGCCCGCAGACCUCCGCAAACGUGACGUGGCAAACCAGUGAGGGCGCCCUGUCGUAUGAGGUCACAGCCGUGUCCAGCUCGGGGGCCCAGCUACAGUGCAACUCCACCGGGACGUCCUGCCAACUGGGCCAGCUGCUGUGUGGAGAGACAUACAGCAUCACAGCCACAGCCCUGGAUGGGCAGUGUGAGAGCCAGAGCAGCGCGCCCACUCAGCUGACCACAGAGCCGUGUGCCCCCAGCAGCCUGGCAGUCUCUGUGGACUGUGCAUCCAACUCUGCGCUUCUCUCCUGGCACAGCAGCCCAAACGCAGCCUCGUACGCUGGCACAGGCGUGAGCGAGUCUGGCCACACGGUGAGCUGUGCGGCUGGACCGGACCUCAGCUGCAGCCUAGACCAGCUUCAGUGCGGAGAGGAGUACCGCUUCACUGUCACGGCCUCUGAUGGAACCUGCCAGAGCGCGGAGAGCCAGGCCGUUCUCCAGUCCACUGCUCCGUGCGCCGUCACCUCCGUCUCGCACACGGUGGAGUGUACCAGUGACUCCCUGCUCACCUCCUGGACGCCUGCACAGAGCGCCCUGAACUACACGGUGAGGGCGGAGAACGUGGAUGACGGGUCGGUCCUGAGCUGCAAGACGGAGCAGUCCGGCUGUGUCCUGGACGGUUUACCCUGUGGAGAGCAGUACACAGUGACGGUCACCCCCAGCAGCAGCUCGUGUGUGGGGCAGAGCAGCGAGGCCCAGCGGGUCAAUACAGCUCCAUGCGUCCCGAGUAACAUCGUGGCAGAGAUCCAGUGUUCGGACAACAGCUUGCACUCGUCCUGGGACAAGGUGCCCGGGGCCACCUCCUACUUGGCAACACUGAGUGGAGAUGGAGGUUUCUACCAGGAAUGUCCCUCCAGGGUCGGCUUCUGCAGCUUCAGCAGCUUGGAGUGUGCCCAGAGCUUCACCCUGAACGUGACCGGAGAGAACGACCGCUGUAACAGCAGCGCAACUCUGGAUGUUCAGAGCGCCCCGUGCGACCCCACUGACGUGACGGCCUCUCUGGACUGUGUGUCGGGCGUGGCCUUGGUGAGCUGGACGGCGAGCGCGGGAGCCCUGUCCUACACGGUCUUGGCCCAGUCCAAUAACCACGAGGCCCGCUGUGGGACAGACACCACCUCCUGUGAGCUGCCCAGUCUGAUCUGUGGAGAGGCGUACGCUGUGAUCGUGCUGGCAGCAGACAACACCUGUAACAGCAGCGUCCUGACCACGCUGACCAUCACCACAGCUCCAUGCCCUCCAGUGCUGCAGGACUUCUCUCUGGACUGCACCACAAACGUUGCAGUGGUGCCCUGGGUCAAGGACGAGGAUGCCCAGUCGGUCCUGGUCAGUGCCGUGUCCAGCCUGGGACACUCCACCACAUGCAGCUCGGACAACAGCAGCUGUGUGCUCAGUGACCUGCAGUGUGGAAACUCCUACACCGUCACCGCAGUGGCCAAGGGCGUGCAGUGCAAGAGCAAGCCCAGCGCGCCUCUCACCAUCACCACGGCGCCUUGCACUCCGGAGAACAUAGAUUUCACAAACUCGUGCGAGACGGGCAUUGCCAUCGUGACGUGGGACGACAGCCUGGGCAGAGAGUCGUUCCGUGUGAGCGCCACCUCAGCCACGGACGUGAAGACCUGCCUCAGCGACAGCACGGACUGCUCUAUUAGCUCCAUGCUCUGUGGUCAGCUCUACAAUGUGAGCGUGUACGCCAUCGCUGCCCACUGCAACAGCAGUGUACCCGCCUUCACCCAGAUACAGACAGCCCCGUGUGCACCAGAGGACGUCGCGGUCUCUCUUCUGUGUGACAACAACACUGGCUCUGUGAGUUGGAGUCCCAGUCCUGGUGCCGUGUCCUACACCGUCAAAGCCCUGGGGCGAAGUGGGCAAGCGCCGCUGACGUGCUCCAGCGACAACACGUCCUGCGACAUUCCCAACAUGCAGUGCGGCGAGACGUACAGGUUCACAGUCACGCCCUUCUCCCUCGAAUGCCAAGGAUACGACAGCCGAGAAAUGGAGUACCUGGCAGGCCCCUGCCCUCCUUCUGACUUCACCGUAGACCGGCAGUGCAGUGGGAAUGUGGCCGUGGUCAGCUGGAACCCCGUGCCUAAAGCAGAGUAUUAUGAGGCGUCCGCUUUGGAAUUGGUCACUCCACACACUCACAAUUGCAGUUCCAGCAGCACCACCUGCUCCAUCACCGACCUGCACUGCGGAGAGACUGUGGCCAUCACGGUGCAAACCCGGGAGAGGGGCUGCUGGAGCCAACCCAACCAGGCCUUUCUGUUCGAAGCAGUCAUUUGCCCACCGACCGGUCUCACUGCAGUGACCAAUUGCAGCAACAAUGACAUCACAGUGAGUUGGGACUCCAGCCCAAAGUUAGGAGUGACCUACUACGUGGACUCGGCCCAGCUCGGAGCCUCCUCUCAGCAGUUCAGCAGCUCCAGCACGUCCCAUGUGAUCACUGGUCUGCAGUGUGGACAGCUCUACACUCUCCAAGUCUCCGCACAGUACCAGGAGUGCACUAGCGCGCCCAGCAGCACCAUCCAAGCACAGACAGCGCCCUGCCCGCCCACGGGUCUGGAAGCUUCCACCGACUGCGGCACAAGCUCAGUCACGCUGAGCUGGACCCAAAGCAGCCGUGCCACUGACUACACAGCCACCUUCACUGGGGCCAACGGGGACGUGACCUCCUGCUCCUCCAACUCCAGCAGCUGCACCGCGAGGCUGGACUGUAGCCAGCAGUACACCGCCGCGCUCACCGCCUCUGAUGACGCGUGUUCCAGCAGCAUUCCCGCCACACUCAUCUUUAACUCUGCUCCGUGUCUUCCUGACAACGUGGUAGCGACACUAGACUGUGACACCAACUCGUUCUCAGUGUCGUGGGAUGGAAAUCUCCAGGACGGCCCGUUCACGGCGCAGGCGAUCGGCAGCGACGGCUCCCGUGUGUCGUGCAGCUCGGCGCUCAACAGCUGCUCCAUGAACAGCCUUAAGUGUGGCCUCCAGUACAGCAUCGUGGUGACCACUGCGGACGUGGACUGUGGAGAGAUCACUGACUCCAACUACAAAGCAUACUCAGCUCCCUGUAAGCCUGAGGCCAUCUCCCUGGACCUGGACUGUCUGACCAACGAAGCUCUGGUGACCUGGGAGGGGACCGGCCCGGAUCAGGAGCAGGAAGUGAUCGCUCGGGACAUUAGAGGAAACACCAUUAGCUGCAUCUCCAACACCACCCAGUGUGCUUUCACGGGCCUCACCUGUGGCCUCAGCUACAGCAUCAGUGUGGUGGGGAGGGCCAACACAUGCACCAGCACGCCCACCCACGGACCCAUGCUGCACACAGCUCCAUGUCUGCCCAGUCAAGUGAAGACCACAUUCGACUGCGCGACCGGCGUCACCAUCGUGACCUGGGAUGCGGCCAACGGAGCCACGUCUUACAUUGUGGAAGCCCAGGGCAAUCUGGGCCACAGCGAGCAGUGCACAGGAGCUGACAGUAACUGUGCCUUUGCCAGUCUGGCCUGUGGGCAGGACUACAACAUCACCGUCCAGGCACAGAACAGUGAAUGUACCAGUGCGGUCAGCGAGACGGUCCAGUCCGCCACAGGUAACACAAAGCUGCCCACGUGUUCUCAGAACAUUCUUUAA